Messenger RNA from Aspergillus caelatus, 720 nucleotides. RefSeq names its product putative hydrolase. The coding region runs from base 1 to 720 and encodes 239 amino acids. Lineage: Eukaryota; Fungi; Ascomycota; Eurotiomycetes; Eurotiales; Aspergillaceae. The record is from RefSeq and is a predicted model, not a curated record. The transcript has a single exon.
AUGCCUCGUCUAACAGACUACCGCCUCCUCUCAUUUGACGUCUACGGUACCCUAAUUGACUGGGAAACCGGGACAUUGAACGGAUUUAAGCCCCUCAUGGACGUGAGCGGCAUUCAUCUAACCCGCACCCAAAUCCUGGAUGCCUAUUACGAGUGCGAGCGUAUUCAACAAAUCAAGACACCCCAAAUGAGAUAUGCCGACCUUGUCGCCACUAUUUACCCACAGAUGGCUGCUCGGUUGGGUCUGCCCGCGCCGACACUCGAGCAGAGCGCUGCUUUCGGCAACUCUGUGCGCAACUGGCCAGCGUUCCCAGAUACAGUGGAUGCGCUGAAGCGACUGAAAAAGCAUUUCAAGCUUGUGUGCCUGUCCAAUGUGGAUUUGGAUUCAUUCAAAGGCUCACUGGCUGGUCCCUUGGAGAAUUUCGAUUUUGACCUGGUGAUUACGGCUGAGGAAGUGGGUAGUUAUAAGCCUGAUCCGAGAAACUUCGAGUAUAUGCUGCGAGAAUGUAAGCAAAGGUUCGGCAUCCAGAGAAAAGAGAUUAUCCAGACAGCACAGAGCCAAUUUAAUGAUCAUCAUGCGGCGAGGAGCAUGGGUAUCCGCUCGAGCUGGAUAGUGAGACCCGGGUCGAUUAUGGGAAAUCUAGAUGAACAUGUUUAUGAUUGGAAGUUCAAUACAUUGGGGGAGAUGGCAGAUGCGUUGGAAACUGAACUACGGGUUUAA